GCAGCCUCUCUGCCUCGUGAGCGCGCGGCGCCACCUGUUCCAGUCGAGCCUCCCACUCUCCCAGCCCGGUGUUUUGGGUCCCUCUUCACGCGGGGAAGGUCCUCUCUCUGGAGCGCUGCACUUUACACGGAGAAGCGAGUUUUCCAGAGCCUCAGCCGGCCAACCACUCCAAAGAAACCUUUGGUCGCAGCGAGGAGGAGCGAGGGGGCCAAAGGUCUCCAGGGGUCACUGUCCGAGCCUAUACACCCAGCCCUCCACCUCCACCCUCACCACCACCACCACCAACCCAAUUCGAGGAGAAAACCGAAGUGCCCAAGCUGUUCACCCCAAUCAAGAUCAGUGUCACUUCCUCCCAGUCAGGUGGCAACAGCAUGAACCUGUCCGAUCUGCCUCACUUCACUCCCAGCGUCUUCCCCCCCAGCGCCUUCAACUAUGAGCGACCACGGCAUUUCAUCCAAUCGCAGCCAGCCUUUCAGGCACCCAGCUACGACAGCGUUCUGAAAGAGUCCCAGGAGCACCAAAACAACUCCCAGCAGAACCUCGCCAGUUCCCAAAGUAGUGCAAUUGUUACGGAGAGGCAGAGUCGAGCUAAAAUGGCAUCCACGCAAAGUCAGUCUUUUUCUCAGACUCAGUCAGUGUCCAGGUCUUUGUCACAGACCCAGUCGCAGUUUCAGUCACAAAGCCUCAGUCAGAGCAAAACCCAGUCUGUCGCUCAGGUCCAGACCCAGGGCCAGGGCCAGGGCCAGACCCAGACCCAGGGCCAGGGCCAGGCCCACGCUAACGGCAUGGGCAAGUCCUCCCCCUCCUCUUCAGGUCUCAGCUCUCCCAUUUCCACCUCCUCUGCCGUGCCUCCUCAGUUCUCUACUAGCCCCAUGCCAAGUCCUUCUGCCGCCAUCAUCCCGGUCUCCUUAUCCUCUCUCCCCCGCACCACCAUGCGUUCCACCAUCACCCUCACCCCCAGCAUCCCCAGUGCCACCGGCCUCGGCAGCGCCACCCUGCCGGCCAAUCAGGACUCCAUGUCGGCACCCGCCGCCUUCCUCUGCUCUGUGCUGCCCUCCCAGUCCGCCUUCUCCCCUUUUUCCUCCUCCAAGCUGUCGCCCAACUCCAACCUUCUCCACCUCUCCACCUCUCCCUCCCUCUCCCCCUCCCGAUCCCCACCCUCCCCCUUGAGCCCUCUCCUCCCCAUGAGGGCCCCCUCCUCUCAUAUCUCCCUCCCCCAGCAGCCUCUCCCAGUGUCACCAUCCCUCCCUUGCUCCCCUCUCUCGCCCCCCUCCUCUCUGCAACAGCCCAACUCUCCUCACGGCCAGAACAGAGUACUUCCUGCUGUCGUCUCCUUGCCCGCCAGUUACAAGGGAGCGCCAGGCAUCCUUCCCAAGCCCGUUCUGAAGAAGUCUGUCGCUCCUCGGCCGUCUUCCUCUCGCUCCACAGAUGAAGACAUCCAGGGCUCCAAAGACGCCCUCAUCCAGGAUCUGGAAAAGAAGCUGCGCUCAAAGGAGGCCAGGAGGAGAAACAGCCAGAAACUGUCCUAUGAAGAGCGCAUGGCUCGCAGGCUGCUGGGUCCAGACAACGCCAACGACAUGUGUGACCAAGACAGUCUCUCAGACUCACAAGUGGACCAGCCGGAUUCACCACAAGGAAGACACACAGGUGGACUCUGGGGGAGGCGCCACACGGGGACAGAUGAGAGGGGAAACGAGGGCUCAGCUAUCCAGGAGAAGUGUUACGCCCCUCGCUUCCUGCAGACCCCUCCAGACCUCACGGUGGAGGAGGGACGCUUCUGUAGGAUUGACUUCAAGGUCAAAGGCCUCCCCACGCCAGACGUGUGCUGGUACCUGGACGGCAAAGCCAUUCGUCCAGACGACUUCCAUAAGAUGCUGGUGUGUGAAAAGGGGAUGCACUCGUUCCUCAUAGAGAUCGUCACGGUGCACCACGCCGGCGUCUACGAGUGUGUGGCCAGGAACCGAGCAGGGGAGGGCAGAUUCAGCAUGAGGCUGGAUGUGCUAGCCCAGGAGGCACUCCGUCCUCCCACCUUCGUCCAGAAGAUGUCCAACUCCAGAGCUCUGGAGGGCGACACUGUUCGGCUAGAGUGCAAAGUGGACGCGUCCCCUCCUCCACAGCUCUUCUGGAAGAAAGAUAAAGACAUGCUGCGCAUCGACCCCAACAGAAUGAGUCUGUAUCAGGACGGUUCAGGCCGCCAGUGCUUGCUGCUGGAGAGGCUGAUGAAGUCUGAUGCCGGAUGGUACACUCUGUCCGCCAUCAACGAAGCUGGCAUGUCUACAUGCAACGCCAGGCUGGACGUUGGCACUCGCACAGCCCCGCCCAUGAAAACGGCGCCCCCCGGCUCCAAGACGUUGAAGCUGCUGUCCUCUCUGAAGCACGUGCCCACCGUGACCGUGGAGCGGCCCGCCCAGCACACCGCCCCUCUGUACGAGAGUGAAGAGCUGUAG
Messenger RNA from Cyclopterus lumpus (lumpfish), 2447 nucleotides. RefSeq names its product myotilin (gene myot). NCBI's taxonomy places the organism in Eukaryota, Metazoa, Chordata, Actinopteri, Perciformes, Cyclopteridae. The transcript has 11 exons. Gene Ontology annotation, cellular component: axon; plasma membrane. Gene Ontology annotation, molecular function: cell-cell adhesion mediator activity. Gene Ontology annotation, biological process: homophilic cell-cell adhesion; axon guidance; dendrite self-avoidance. Bases 372 to 2447 code for a protein of 691 amino acids. The record is from RefSeq and is a predicted model, not a curated record.